GAUGGGGAUUUCUGCUCUGAAUAACUGAAGAUCUCAUCCUUCUUUUAUCUUGCUUUCUCCUCUGAGUAUAGCUUCAGUUCCUCCUAUCAUUUUCUACUUAAGUAGAAAUAUUAAUCUUUGAUAGCUGGUAUUAAUAAUAGCAGCACUUUUGUGUUGCUAUGUUGAGAGAAGUGGCAGGACAUUUUCUCAUGGAGCUCUCCUCUGAGAGAGGUCGCGGAAGACACCCGUCAUCUGCACUUGCUUGAAAACUCCUCCUUUAUAACGACGGAAAAGGGGGACAGCUGGAUUGGCUUCAUCCAUCAGAUCCGGGUGUCAUCACCGUCGGCUGACAGGAACGUAGCACCGACUGACUGUGAUCUGCACUUGCAAGGCCUGGACACUUGAAAUAAUUGCAUGGGGAGCUGGUGGAUUAGGCGACAGACCGUCUGCAACAUUCUGUUUAGCAUCUUGAGGUCGUUUUUUUCCGGCACUUUCUCUGCAGGGAUCAACAAAAAAAGAAAUGUUUUUGAUGCCACUGGAGGAGAAACAUUUUGCCAUAGCUGCUGUCAAAGUUCAGAUCUAUCUUGCUCUUUUCUCGUCUCUCUACAGCUGGGAUGUGAUACUGGUGGUUCCGCACGCUGGAAAAUCAGUCACCCCAAUACCCAGAGCUCCAAGCCCCUAGACCCCAGAUGCUUAGAACCCUUUGAUUCCCUUGAACCAUUUCAGCCACCAUGGCCUUGGAUCAGUGGCCCUUCCUCUCGACUCCCCCUAACACCUCCAUUCCUGAGCCCCUCCUGUACGACAGCUACAUCCAAGGGAACGAGUCCGACCUGGACCUGAACAUCUCAGAGACCAGAGAGCCUCACCAGGACAAGACCAGCUCCGUGGUCAUCACCUUUAUCUACUUCGUGGUGUGUGCCGUGGGGCUCUGCGGCAACACCCUGGUCAUCUAUGUCAUCCUGCGUUAUGCCAAAAUGAAGACGGUGACCAACAUCUACAUCCUCAACCUGGCAGUGGCAGAUGUUCUGUGCAUGAUGAGCCUGCCGUUCAUCGCCCUGCAGCUGGCUCUGGUGCACUGGCCCUUCGGAGAGGCUCUGUGCAGGGUGAUCAUGACUGUAGAUUCUCUCAAUCAGUUCACCAGCAUCUUCUGUCUGAUGGUAAUGAGCAUCGAUCGAUACCUGGCUGUGGUUCACCCUAUUAAGUCCACAAAAUGGCGGAAGCCCCGUGUAGCCAAGCUAAUUAACCUGACAGUCUGGGGUGUGUCGCUGUUAGUCAUCCUACCCACUAUGAUCUUCAGUGGCCUGGACAAGGUGCCAGUGUGUGGCAUCGUGUGGCCGGAGCCCCAGGACGUCUAUUACACAGCCUUCAUAUUCUACACCUUUUUCAUUGGAUUCUUCCUGCCCCUGGCAGUCAUAUGCAUGUGCUACCUGCUUAUUAUUGUCAAGGUGAAGUCAUCCGGCAUGAGAGUGGGUUCCACCAAACGCAAGCGUUCAGAACGUAAGGUGACACGGAUGGUGUCUAUCGUGGUGGCGGUGUUUGUCCUCUGCUGGCUGCCUUUCUACAUUUUCAAUGUCACCUCCGUCACUAGCUCCAUCAACCCCACGUCUGCUGUGAAGAGCACCUUUGAUUUCGUCGUGGUCCUCGGGUACGCCAACAGCUGCGCCAACCCCAUCCUGUAUGCCUUUCUGUCGGACAACUUCAAGAAGAGCUUUCAGAACGUUCUGUGCCUGAAAAAGGUGGCAGGCCUGGACGAGAUAGAGCGCAGCGACAGCAGGGCGGACAGGAGCAGGAUGGUGAACGAUGCGGUGAUCAUCAACGCCAACUUGGAGACUCACAAUGCUGCCCUGCUCAACAGCGAGUUGCAGACCAGCAUCUGAAGGGUAAAGGAGUGGUAGUCACAUCCAGGGAGGACAGAGAAAAUGAGCAGUGGUGCUCGGGGCCUCUAGACUGAUGGGCUGCCACUGCACUGCUAGUGACCCUUGCUCAAAGAUGCGGGGGCAGGAGGAUGAUGUAAUAGCUGCUGCUCAUGGACACUGACACAUGAACAAAGUCUAAGUGAAAAAUAAACAAUUUCUUAAGGGUUGCCAUCUCAAAAUGCUUGAUAUUUGGAUUAAUGAAAUAACUUCAGCUGGUUAACCCUGAGGUGACACAACAGCAUAUCUGACUGAAAUGAUAUUCAACACUAUGGAGACAACCAAUGUUGAAAUCAAUCAUUAAUUAGACUGCCGUUCAUGCUCGCCAACUUUAGGCUUCUAUUGAGUUGUGGAAACAAGACGUGGGAUCGGAUAGUGGACUGCUGUGGAGCCACUGGAAAGAUACUGGAGCUAGUUCACCCAGGUCCCUGGGGAUUGAACUCCAUCAAUGGCUUUGCCUUGACAGAGCAAAGACUGUUUGACAUUGAUUUCUCUGAAUGUGGAAAUACUGCUGAAGACGUAACUCUCUAGAAACAGAAAGAAAAAAAAAAACCACAACCCAAAGAUGAAUAGUUUCAUGGUCAUGUAUUAUUCGUACCAGCUGAUUAGUCUGGUCUUACAUGAUCAACAGGACAAGAAAAUGCCAACCCCUUCCAAACAUAUCUUAUCUACCAACAAAUGAAGGAUGCUCUUUUCCCUCUCCAGCUGGCAACUCAGCGGAAGGAGGUUGCAUUGAUCCGAUAAAUGCCUGAAUUCAACAUCCUGGAUUAUUGAUUACGUGGAAGGAUGACCUUGUUCAGUUCAAAACAGCAUGACUUUGUAUAUAGGAAAUGGUUUUCUGUCAACCUUAUGGGGAAAGUUCUGCACCAAAACAAAUUUCAAAGGCAGUCCCUACUGUAAAAUUCUGUAUUGUUGUGAAAUGCGUCAAGGACAGCUUUGAAACUAUGUUUGUGAAACCAGUCAUGUGUACUUUAUACCUCACUGUGUCCUGGUCUCUACAAUAGUUGCCCCCCUGUGCCAGUGAUGCAGUUAUGCGGAGCCCAUUUCUACUUGUUAAGUGCUGUGUUUUGACAAUGUAAGAUUUCCGCUUGAUUUCAUGUUGAAAUGUGGUCACCACCCCCAGCUUUAUAUUCGGUUCUGUCAGCAUGAGCUUGCAAAAAAUCCUUAAUUUCACAGAAGGCAGAAAAAGAGGUUGGAGUAGGGGGUAAGGAAUUAUAUAGAAAGAAAGAAAAGCACAGCUUGUGCAAAGUGGGCUGCGAAGAGAUCAGGGUGUGCUUGAGAGAUAUAUUGAACCACAUAUAUCAUAUUUUCUUAACAAUUUAUUUCCAGUACAACACUUUCAGAUGUUGUUACAAGCCUCCUGUAUUGGAGGUGGCCUGCUCUUAGGCAAUAAUGGGUGAGAGCAGCUGGUUGCUUUCUGAAGUUAUGAACUGAAUUCUCGUGUAUCUACACAUCAAACUGCAUUUCUCUGCUGUUUUGACAUUGAACUUCAUUUUACUAUUGAUGCGUUAGCGUGUUUGGAUGAUUUCAGCUCGUUAAAAUACAAAAUUCAUAAUUAUAGAGUCUUGUGCUUUUGGGAUGUGAAGUACAAAGUCCAAGGGCCCCUUACUUACCCCACACCUACCACCAAUAAUACAUUUCUUAAAACUGGAUUUUGAUAUGGGGCCCUUAUAAAAGACUGGACCACAAAAUUAGCUAAUGAUGCAGGACAUGCAUCUGUCCAUCCUGUAUUACAGUGGUGUAAUUUUUUUCUCUCAGUGCCCAGUUGAUCCAUCCCUAGCUUCUCCACAGAUUAUUAAUUCAGAAUAACUAUAACUAUCAGAUUGUACAUAUACUGCAAUUUACUAACUCAUGGUUUUAAUGUUCAGAUUCAGAUUCUUACACAGACUGCUCAUAAAGUACACCAAGAACAAACACUGCUUAAAUAAGGUUACUCAUACAUGUAAUGUCACAAGCAAUAUACACUACUGUGUGUGUUCAGUCACACUACUGGCAGUCCCAGUAAUGCUUGUUUCUAUGGAUACCAUUCAACGCUAUAACCAACAUAUCUUAUAAUAGACAGUAUCACUAAUAAAAUUACACAAAAAGCAUACAAUUAGUGUGACCUUGACUCACUUCAUCUCACAGCAUUCAAUACAAUGGUUUGAUAGUGAAAGCAAUAUGCAGGCAACUAUACUUAAAUGUGCACAUUACUGCAGUAUAUCCCUGUACUCUGUAUAUAUAGUGGCUUGUGGUGAGACACAAGGACUUCAGGAGGUAAGACUGAUUAAUGGAAUAACCAGUCAAUCAGUGGAACAUGACAAAUGUUCUCAUGAGUUUUUUCUUUUCAUUUAGCCAUGUUUGCAGUAUGGCUCAAAGGAACGGCAGUGACAGUCUGUAGAUUCAUGACUUUGGUCCAUAUUGAAAUAUCUCAACAAUUACUGGAUAGAUUCCCAUGCAAUUUGGUACAGACAUCCACUGUCCCCUCAGGAUGAAUUAUAAUAACUUUGGUGAUUUCCUUAACGUCCCACAAUCAUCAGUCUUUUUUUUUUUUUAAUUUGUUGAAUACUUUAUGAUCAACUACCUGUAAAACUAACUAUAUUCUGGGGCGCAUUGGUGGCUCACCUGGUAAAGUGUGUACAGUGUCAAAGCUUACCACAGAAUUACAUUCCCAUCAGCCCCAGCUGUACUUUGUAUUUAGUGUUAAUAGAGUUGUGAGGAGGAAAGACGGUUGGUUAUAGUGGUGUUUCUCCUGAUUCUGUAUCAAUGUGAGCACGUUAGCAUGCUAAUAUUAGCAGUGAGCUUUAGCUUUGAAUUUGAAUGUCUAUUUACAUAUUGUCCAUACUGUCCACACUGGUUUUCAACUGCUAACCUGAACACCAUUUGAGAUCACUAUUAGCUUUUAGAAAUAAACGUACUGCCAGUUAGUUUAGUUGACUGGGCUGACUCCCACAUGUCACAGGUUCCCAGUGGAGCAAAGGAGCAACAACAAAAGACAAUAUGACAAUAACCUGAAUUUGGAAACCUUAUCAUUCCAUUAAUGCUGACUGAACGAGCCAACAUGAACAGCAGACAUACAUUUCAGUUUUAGCUAUCAGCCUGUGCACUGAGACUUCUCUGACAGACAUCCAUGAUGGAACCAGACCUGGUUGCUGGGAGAUUUGUCAACACCUGCAAAGCCGCUAUGGUGGUAAUAAGGCCAUCCGCCAUAUGCUGCAGACUCAGAUUUGUUUCAUCACGGUAUAUCGGUCAAGUCAGAAGCCAUCAAUCAGUGCAAUCAAAAGGCAUGAGCACGCAGACAGGGCUUGUCCUGUGAGGUUACUGCAGAAAAUAAUUAAGUGAGGCCACACACACAUAAGAUAUUUGUUGGUGGUGGGACACACAGGAUACAAUUAAUCAUGACAUCCUCUCUGUGCUGCCACUGCUGGUAGUAUUUGUAGCAGAGCCAGCCCCACCUUCAGCCCCUGGUCAAAGUAGGAACACACACACACAAUCACAGGUAUUUGUGUGGGAACAGUUCCAUGUGAUGUAUAUAAAGACAAAAACACACACUCUUCAGCCUUGUUGCUCUCAAUGUGUCACACGGACGUAAGCUCCUUGCACCCUUGUCUGAAUAAUGCAGAAGGCGAUAAGGGUGACCAAUUCUGCAUCAGGGAGUCAUGGUGACCUAACUGACUGUGUUUGUAUGUAAAGCAGUCCAAGACCAAAGGCGUUACUUGAGUGAUACCGACAACCAGAAACAUGUUUGGAUUAUAAUUUAUCAUGCAUAGAAAUCCUGUGACUGAUCCUGAAACAUGUGGUAUCUCUCUGUAUGUUUUUGUUUAUGCAUUUGUGAAUACUCAAAUGCCAAAUGUGUGUACGUGUCACAGACAAACUCAUUUCACAAUCUCACCCAUUGCAGCUAAGGUAUUUAGCGCCUUCAAGACUGAAGUGCAAGAGCUAUUCUCUCAUCAUCCACAGUUAAUUACUUGUGCUCUCGUUGUCUUUCUAUCUGUUCCUCUCCCUCUCUCUUUGAUUCACAUGCACAGCUGGUGAAGAAUAAUAUGAGCUGACACACAUUUCACACCCACCCAAACUGAGCUGAGCUGAAAUGAACUGAACCACACUGAGGGAAACACACUAUGCCUGUCAUUGCCACUGGCUAUUUGGACGUGCUUAAUGGACCCUAUGUACUUAAAGGACCAUUCUGAUGUUUAAUAGAUGUUGUUAAGAUGGUUUGUGCCAAAUCCAGUGUAAAUGUAGCGCUAAGGCGACAGCUGAGGCAAUGAGAUGCUUUAGCUGCUUUCUUUGUCAUUUUGUGAAAUCAAGACCUAAAUCUGUCUCUGAAAUUAGAUUGUGGUGUAUUCUGGAAAAAGUUGUGAUUAUUCGCAUUGACGUGGACCUGCUCUCUGGGUAAAGCUCAGGCUCAGAGCCAAAUGUGAAAAGGGCAUUUGUCUGGAUUUCUGGCUGGUUCCCGCCACUGUAUAGUGUACAGAUGAGAGGCAGAAGCGGGGGAAUGGGAAACCUCUGCCUUCUUGCGCUCGGUUUCUUUUUUUGAAACAAGUUCAUUUGCGAAGGGCUAGAACGUGCACCCCUGUGGCUGCACCGUUCAAUAUAAACUCUACGUAUCUGUGGUAUCCUUGGCUUGUUUUUGCAUGGGCCGGGCUGUAUAGCCCACCCUCUGUGUCACCUCACCAACCAAAACCAGCGUUAUUACGCAUACAGGGUGCCACAUUUUUUGCUAAAUACACUUUCAGAAUAAAGAUACAGAGUUGUACUUUUUAGCAACAAUGGGUACAACUAUGUAGCUUUUUAAGUGAUGGUCACAAGCAAGUGUGAUGCAUUCUUGGUAAAGAAAUAAAAUGAAACAUACAGAUAAUCCUGACUAAGCCAAAUUUUAUGCGAGCUGGUCAUAACUUACAUGCUUGUUUCUGUCAUGGAUGUGUACUUUUCUGUGCAGUUACUUUUAUCUAUGUGCCUUGAAACUUAAAUUGAAUAUGAAAUCAUGUGAUGACAUUUGUGUACAGCAAAACAACAUUGUAAUCUGUUUGUCCCAGAAGCCAAGCAACCAAAGGCCUUUGUACUGUACAGACAUGUUAACCAAAACAUUACAGAGACCUGCUGUAAAUCAUUUUUAGUACUAUUUCCCUGGCUUACGUAGCUUAUGUUUGUGUGAUAUGAUGUCAGAGGCAGAUGUUUAUUUGUGACUCUUUAUUGUUGCAUAGAUUAUAAUGUGAUCAUUGAUUGUAAUAGACAGGCUGUUGUCCUUGUCUCUGCAAUUAAAAUGCAGACUAGUUUCUGCUCCCAUGGUCAAA
Molecule: messenger RNA, 7165 nt
Organism: Lates calcarifer (barramundi perch)
Lineage: Eukaryota; Metazoa; Chordata; Actinopteri; Centropomidae
Gene: sstr2a
Product: somatostatin receptor 2a
Exons: 5
Coding region: 711-1856 (381 amino acids)
Biological process (GO): cellular response to estradiol stimulus; cellular response to glucocorticoid stimulus; neuropeptide signaling pathway
Cellular component (GO): neuron projection; membrane
Molecular function (GO): neuropeptide binding; somatostatin receptor activity
Source: RefSeq, a predicted model, not a curated record